This is a messenger RNA of Symbiodinium natans, 543 nucleotides long. The record is from the annotation of a GenBank genome assembly. NCBI's taxonomy places the organism in Eukaryota, Dinophyceae, Suessiales, Symbiodiniaceae.
AUGAGCUCCUACGAGCUGGAGCUUGUACUUGUCUUUCAGCGAUACGGCCAGUGCCUGAGUGCCUAUACGUGCGGCGCAAGCCGUCUUGGCCGGCCGACCUUUGUGAACCUCGGCCCGCCGGUUCCGGGCAUUGAGAUCCGCAUUGCCAACGAGGAGGGCGACACCCUCGCGGAGCAAGAGAUUGGCCGCUUUCAGAUCCGAGGUCCCGUGAUCACACCUGGGUACUUGAACAACGACGAGGCCAACAAAGAGGCCUUCGUGGGAGAUGAUUGGUUCAACACCGGUGACAUUGGAUUCAUCAAAGAUGGGCAGCUUUAUCUCACUGGCCGAGAGAAAGAGAUGAUCAUCGUCCGUGGGGCCAACUUUUAUUGCUACGAGGUAGAAGAUGUUGUGAAUGCCAUGGAAAGCGUGCUGCCCACUUUCACGGCCGCGGUCUCCACCCAUGAUCCAACAUCUGGAACCGAAGGACGCAUAUCAAACGCGGGAUGCAUCACUGCACGUGUAGCACGAACGGGAGAUCAGUGGGCAAGCACUGCUCUCUAG